Molecule: messenger RNA, 2286 nt
Organism: Sporisorium graminicola
Lineage: Eukaryota; Fungi; Basidiomycota; Ustilaginomycetes; Ustilaginales; Ustilaginaceae
Exons: 1
Coding region: 1-2286 (761 amino acids)
Source: RefSeq, a predicted model, not a curated record
AUGCACUUCACUCAGGCACUCACUCUCGCUCUUUCGCUUUCGGCUGCUGCCGUCAAAGCCGCGCCUGCCCCCAUCGUGAGGGGAAGCCAGGCCGACUCGUCCAAGCUCAUGCUGCGCUCGGUCCACGAAAGCCAAGUUGCGGCUCGCGACAUCGGCGCUACUGGCGUCAGCUCCCAGCCUCUUCAGGCUCGUGGCUUGGAUCCCGUCACGCACCUCCGCCGUGCGAUCGAUGUGCGCUUUGACGACAUCGACCCGCAGGCACGCGAUCUGGCCAUGGUCACCGAGCUCCACCGCCGUGGCCUGCUCGACCAGCUGGUCGCCGCCCUGCGCGACCUGAUCAUCACCCUUCUGGGAAAGGGCGGUGGUAUGUCGCGUCGACAGGCGAGCACCGAGCAGCUCGAGCAGGCUAUCCAUCAAGUUACUUGCAUUCUUGAUGCACUGUUCGGCAACACGGACGAUACGUGUUCCGACGUGCUUGGUGGCUCGUCCAACUCGACCAACGCCACCAGUAAAACAGCCAACAAGACCUUGUCGCCUCUGGAGAAAAAGCUCCACGCGCUUGGAGCUGAGCUUCGUAACGGCACGAGCAUCACCCAGGUUGUGGAUGGCAUGAUGGCUCACAAUGCUACUGCUACCGCUGCCGGAAAGAAGGGUGACAAGAAGGCAGGCAAGAAGAAGGGCGACAAGGGCAAGCAAGUUUCGGGUGCUGCUAGCAACCCCACUUCUCUGCCCGCCGACGCGGCUACUGGUGCUACAACUACAACUGCAGCUCAGCAGCAGCAGGAGAAGCGCUCGUAUGAGCUGCUCAACGCCCGUCAAAACUCGGGUGUCGAGGGCCUACUUGUAGCGCUCCGCGACGUGGUCGACACGAUCCUCAACACGCUGCUACCUAUGGCUUCGCGAGGCGAGGACGAUUCUUCGGCCACUUCGACUUCCUCAGGCCGAUGGCCUCCUCAGGACUGCCCGCCCCCCACGCCCAACGAUGGUAUGUACCGUCCCGGCUGCCCCGGAUACGGUCGACGCGACCUCGCUGUGCGCAGGAGUAUGGACGCUCUCGGCGAACGAGAUGCCAACAUCCUCCAAUCGAUCAUGCCUAUGAUCGAGAUGCUCCUGCAGCAGCUGCCCUCGCUCAUCCAGUCGAUGGCCUCGUCGCCUGCCUCGUCUGCUGCCGGCUCGGCCGCCACCGCCGCUUCGACGGCCACGGGCGCUGCUGGUGCUAAAGGUGCCUCGCCCACCUCGAUGGUGGACGCUGCCUUUGCACAGAUCAUCUCUGCGCUGGGCAACGGCAACGACGCAGGAGCCAGUAAGGCUGCUGCAAGCGCCACUGGAUCUGCAGCCAAGGCGCAAGCUACCGACGCCAAAGCCGCCAGCUCGGCCGCGCGAAGUGCUGCCAACUUGAGCCAGAACUACGCGCGCGAUCUGCUCAACGGCGAUGGAAUGAACCUUGGCAAGCGCCAGGCGACCACGGGUACGACAGACGACGGCACCGUUGGCAGCGACAACUGCGAUGCCAGCGGCAACUCCGGUGGAAUCAACGUGAGCCUGCUCAACAACCUGCUGAACGGUUUGCUGAGCGGGUUUUCUCGCCGCAGCGUCGACGAUGCGCCGCUCGAGUUCUUCGUGAGGCAGACUGCAAGCACCGGUGACGAUGGCAAUGCUAUCGGCAGCGGUAACUGCAACGCUAGCAACAACACGGGUGGCGUCAACGUGAGCUUGCUCGACAACCUGUUGAACGGGCUGCUCUCGGGAUUCAGUCGUAGAGACAUUGGUGCAGGAGCAGAGGGCAUGUUGUCGGUUGAGAUGUUGCAGCGCGACGUUGAUGCCGGAUCCCCCGCUGCUGUUGCACGAUCGGCUCCUGAAUCCGCCCUCCUUCAAGAACGCGCCGAUUUCAAGCCUGUCUGGGCGCAGAUCAAGAACCUCGGUAACGAGCACUUUCAUGCGGCCCGCGAUGUUUCCGACUCUGCUGUCAAGCGCGCCGCCGCUGCUGCUUCCGACGAUGACGCUCCCAACUUUACCCCCGUAUGGGAAGCUUUCCGCGACCUGAUCGACAGCGGAUACGACCAGGCUGCCAAUGCUGCUCCCUCGACCGCAGGCCAGCGUCGUGACGAGCCGCUCAAGCUCGACUACAAGCCCGUGAUCAAGGCCAGCAUCAAGUUCGGCAAGCAGAUGUUCAAGUCGUUCACCAAGCACCACGCCAAGCGCUCCACUGACUACAAACCCUUCAUCGACGCUGCCAGCAACUUUGCCACCACUGCCUUCAAGGAGAUGUUUGUGAAGUCGCACUAA